AUGUGCGUGUUUUUUUUUUUCUGGGCUUUACUAUUCUGUCAAAGCAAUGGAAUGACAACAAAAACACCACCAUCAACAACUCGCAUCGCAGUCAUAGAAUUCCUAUUAGGACAGAAUGACACGUUAACAGAUGCAAAUACAACAGACACUACUACUACUGAGAGUCCGGCAACAACCACAGAGAAUCAGACCCCAACGUCUGCGACACUGCACCCGAAUCUACCAGAAACUACGUCUGCUGUAUACGUGCAAGGUGAUAGUGGUAUUGAAAAUGGGUCAAAAAAUGGCACAGACGUCACAACAGACAAAGACGUGAUUUUAGUGUCUACCAGUCCCGCCUUGAAUGACGUUAGUCAAGUCAAUAAAAUAACAGCUGAAAUUCCCCAAGGACAAUAUGACACACAUUUGACAGUUGAUCGUUUUUCACAAACAAUUGAAACAACUACCGAACAAUCCUUAGAAUUAACUACCGAAUUGAUUGACAAAAUCAUAGAAAGCACUACGUCAAAAAACAGUACAAUUAGACCGAAUACAAGUACAAGCACAACACUGCGCAAUACCCCAUCUGAAUACCUUCAUGUCGAAAACAAAGACACCGUUGGCAGAUCUUAUCAUCCGGGUUCCUCAUCUGAACAAUCCGGAGUAGUAAUCAUAGGCGCAGUUUUGGCAUUCUUUUGUGUUGCCAUUCUAGUAGCUGUCGUUUUGGUAUUUCGUCGUCGAAGACAGAGUGAGAAGCAAAAAGUCAUGAUGAAUUUUGAUUUGAAUAGAAUGGAUUUGAGAAGCCUUCGGCAUCAACCACCAAAUGUUGUAACUGUGAACUUCCCAUUGAAACCGGAAGCAGAUCUCUGGCAAGACGUGAAACCAAUGAACUCAUCCGUGAUUUGAAGUCAAAAUCCAAAUUAUUUUGAAUGUGAUAUACAAGGUUAACGAUCUGAAUUAGGUUUUUAGAUAUUAACAUAAUCGAAAUUAUCAAUAUAUUGGGCAAACAAAAUUUGAUUCCGUGGCUCGUCUAGAAUGAUAGACCAACGUUGUAGCAGUCUGUUGGAUUCCAAAUAGCGAAUCAGAUUUGCUAUUUCCAUAGUCAAACAUUUUUGAUCUUGACAUUUGGUGGGUUCAAAAUAAUUAUGUAAGAGAACAUAUCUACGCUUAUAUUUUGUAGGCUCGCAAGACCUGAGAUUCGAAAAUUAUAUAUAAACCGGAAAUGACGAAUAGUUUGUGAAUGACUUCGAGAGCUGAUUUUAUUGAAAAUGAAUAUAACCGGAAAGAUAUUGAAGUCGAUCGAAAGUUAUUUAUUGUUUUUUCUACAAGAAUCUAUUUAGUGCCAAAGAAUUUUUGAUUUUUACAGUGUGAAUAAUAUCCUGUAUGUUGCCGUUAAAACAACCUGUAUUUAUACAGAUUUAAUUUUACAGUGUAACUACACUAAUAAUAUCGCUUGUCUGGUAGAAUGUGUCAGUUACUCGUCGAUAGUCCAAACCCUAUUCUAGCGUUACUGUAUUCUGUAAGUCAAAACACUUUUUAGCGGAUUAUUGUAGACAAACUGGAAGUAGGAUUUUCAUUAUAAAAACUGAUACGGGUAACUGAAAUCAAAUUCUAUCAGCUGGAUAUUAGGAGCAUUUAGAGCUGAAAGAGGACUCCGAAUAUCUGAAUAUUACGUAAUUUCAUGUUUUUUUUUGUGUGUUUUUGACAUGUUUUUGUUAUUAUACCAUGUACGGUAUUGUUUUUCACUUUUCUUUUUGUUUGUUAAAAUAUAAUUUGUAUACUAUGAAAGACUUGUCAAUAGAUUGUUUACUUGAAU
Messenger RNA from Lottia gigantea (owl limpet), 1795 nucleotides. RefSeq lists its product as hypothetical. NCBI's taxonomy places the organism in Eukaryota, Metazoa, Mollusca, Gastropoda, Lottiidae. Bases 1 to 885 code for a protein of 294 amino acids. The transcript has 2 exons. The record is from RefSeq and is a predicted model, not a curated record.